CGGACUCUUAGAGUAUUUACAGUUUUAUUUUACUCCUUAGGAAGGUUUCUCAGGGAGAGGUUGUGUGAAAAGCAGUCUCCAAUCUGACAGCUCAGCCUACAUAAUCUCACACUGGACAAUAGCAGCAGUACAGAAAGCCCAGAAGUCCCAUGAUAGCAGCCAUGCCUGUUGCAUCAUCCAGCUCUGACUCAGUGAUGCACAGUGUCCUGGACACACUGAGCGAUAGCACCGGCUCCACCACAGCCAAUGAUCUGGACCUCAUCUUCCUGAAGGGCAUCAUGGAGAGUCCUGUGAUCAGAGGUCUCAUACGAGCCCAUGAGCGGUUUGAGGAGCCAAAGCUGGAGGCAGUGAGGGAGAACAAUGUGGAACUGUUACAGGACAUCCUGAAAGAUCUCACACCGCUAACUCAACAAAGCCAGGCAGCACAUGAACUUGCCUGCAUACUCAGUGAGCCACACUUUCAGUCCCUGCUGGAAACACAUGACUCUGUAGCAUCCAAAAGCUAUGAAACUCCACCACCCAGCCCCUGUGUCUUCAUGGACCCUGCCCUCAACAACCAGCCCGUCCCUCCCGAUGCUGUCAGGAUGGUUGGCAUACGCAAAGUCUCUGGAGAACAUCUGGGUGUGACAUUCCGUGUGGAGGGCGGAGAGCUGGUGAUCGCACGUAUCCUGCAUGGUGGUAUGAUCGAUCAGCAGGGCCUCCUGCACGUUGGUGAUGUCAUCAAAGAGGUCAAUGGAAAGGAGGUGGGCAGUGACCCUAAAGUGCUCCAGGACAUGCUAAAGGAGGCCAGUGGCAGUGUUGUGCUCAAGAUCCUGCCCAGCUACCAGGAACCACACACACCCCGCCAGGCAUUUGUGAAAUGCCACUUUGAUUACGACCCCGCUCACGACAAUCUGAUCCCCUGCAAGGAGGCUGGCCUUCGGUUCCACAGUGGUGAAAUCCUGCAGAUUUUCAACCAGGAUGACCCCAACUGGUGGCAGGCGUGUCACCUGGAGGGUGGCAGUGCAGGUCUGAUUCCCAGCCAGUUGCUGGAGGAGAAGAGAAAAGCGUUUGUGAAGAGAGACCUGGAGCUAAACACAGCAGGACCUCUGUGUGCAGGCAUGGGGGGGAAGAAGAAGAAAAGAAUGAUGUACCUGACCACCAAGAAUGCAGAGUUCGACAGACAUGAGCUGCUGAUCUACGAGGAGGUGGCGAAGGUGCCGCCAUUCCGGAGAAAGACUUUGGUGCUGAUUGGAGCUCAAGGAGUCGGACGUCGGAACCUGAAAAACAAGCUGCUGAUGUCACAACCUCAUCGCUACGGCACUACAACACCCUAUACGUCCCGUAAGCCCAAAGUGGACGAGAAGGAGGGACAAAUGUACCUGUUCAUGUCACGCAGCGAGAUGGAGGCAGACAUUAAGAGCGGCCGCUUCCUGGAACAUGGAGAGUACGAUGGUAACCUGUAUGGCACCAAGAUCAACUCCAUCCACGAGGUGAUUGAGUCAGGCAAGGUCUGCAUCCUGGACGUCAACCCACAGGCCCUCAAAGUGCUGCGGACGGCUGAGUUCCUGCCCUAUGUGGUGUUCAUUGAAGCCCCCGACUUCGAAGUUCUCAAGGACAUGAACAAAUCUGCGAUCGAGGCCGGCGUCGUCACCAAACAGCUCACUGACUGUGAGCUGAAGAGGACAGUGGAGGAGAGCGAGAGGAUCCAGAGAGCUUAUGGUCAUUACUUCGACCUCACCAUUGUCAACGAUAAUCUGGAUGGUGCAUAUCGCAGCCUGAAGGGAGCGCUAGAGAGACUGAACAUGGAGCAUCAGUGGGUUCCUGUGAGCUGGGUUUUCUGAGCCACACAAAGGUUCAUAUAUUUAUAUUCGAGUGCGGUGAAAUGUGAGCAGCUCGUAAAUAAACCUAGAAACUAGAAGUGAACCGAGAAACAGUAAUGUUUAAAUACUACCAAAAAACACUUUUUUUCAUGGUAAUUAUAUGACACAAAUGUAUUUUUUGCCAAAAAUAAGGGAUAAGAUUUUGGGAAGUGGCACGUGAUCUUGGCAAACCCGGCUGUGUAUUUACUGAGACCUGCUAUGCGCCCUCUUGUGGUCAUGCAGUAAUACAACAUGCACAUGUGUUUACCUAAGAUUUAAAGAUGGCUGCUCACACAUGUAAGGCUUGUGAGAUAUAAUGAUUUAUACAAUCUUACACUGCCACAAUGUCCAGGUACAUUCAUUCUGAUCAUAUGAUCUCACUAAUAAUGCAGGUUUACAAUUUAACUCAUAACUGCACAAGAUAAUAUUCUCUGAUUUAGUUUUGCAUUGACAUGUUCUUCCCGUGUCUGCAUGGGUUUCCUCUGGGUGCUCUGGUUUCCCCCACAGUCCAAAGACAUGCAGGUUAGGUUAACUGGUGACUCUAAAUUGACCGUAGGUGUGAAUGUGAGUGUGAAUGGUUGUCUGUGUCUAUGUGUCAGGCCUGUGAUGACCUGGCGACUUGUCCAGGGUGUACCUCGCCUUUUGCCCGUAGUCAGCUGGGAUAGGCUCCAGCUUGCCUGCGACCCUGUAGAACAGGAUAAAGCGGCUAGAGAUAAUGAGAUGAGAUGAGUUUUGCAUUGACUGUUUUUGAGCACUCUUCAUGAACCCGUCAUCUGUGACUGUAAUUGCAAGAAGAAAAUGGCGGACCUAAAAGGAAAAUGGUCAUACUCCAGUCAAAGGUCAACCCCUGAAUCCAAAUGAAGUGACACGCAAAAGUCAUCAAAAGAUAGAAAGUUACACUACAAACCUUACAAAUUACUUCUCAUCCUUCUGAUGUUUUGGAAUUGUCUAUUUCACAACAAUCUAUCAUGUGAAGCCUUUGCCAACUUGAGAGUACGAGAGACGCAGCUGAUCAUUACGCAAUCACAUUUAAGUCAAAGUGGGAAGAAAAAUGAAUAACUUGGUAGACUAACCAAAAUAUUUUUCAUGAUGCUAAUCAUUUGGGUUUGUCAUUGUAAUGCACCAUUUACACAUAAUUGAGAAAAUCCGAGUUUUGCUGAAAAUCGUAGCUCCAUCUCAGAUACGUACUUAGCAAACAUAUAGUCACCUCUCAUACUUUGUCACUUGCUAGCCUGAACAUAGGACAAGAUUUCUUUGGAUAUGAACUUUUCUAAAAUCAAGUGAUUAUAAUAAAAGAAAAAACAUCGUUUUGAAAUUAGCAUUGCCCCAUUUAUUUAUGCCCAGAGAUGUUCAGUAUGAUGAACUCAAACAAGGAAUCUGAUAUGAGCGAGUAAUGUUCUGUAUUUGACAGUAAAUAAAAAGUGUUCCUAUUCAAUUUAUGAAGACAUGAUGGAGCUGACAUGUAGUUUGUAAUGUGUGCGUAAGCUGUGCUCGGGGAAUGGAGACUGAACAGCGGUGUAUAUGUGAGUAGUGAACGCUGUAGAUUUGUACAGAGUCUAUGUGAACUGUAGCUGUUCAUUUAUAUCAUUUACAGUGAUGGAAUAAGAGGAAGAAGGAAAUAUUUCUGUACAUUUUGUGCUUUAAAUCUCCUUCAUGCUGACUGUAAAUGAUUAUGAGCUCAUACUAUAACACAGUGUCCUGGAAAUAAAGCAGCAAUAAGUGUCCUGUCAUUUAGAGACUUUCCUAAAAGAACCUGACUGAAGUU
Molecule: messenger RNA, 3606 nt
Organism: Neoarius graeffei (lesser salmon catfish)
Lineage: Eukaryota; Metazoa; Chordata; Actinopteri; Siluriformes; Ariidae
Gene: mpp2b
Product: MAGUK p55 scaffold protein 2b
Exons: 14
Coding region: 150-1823 (557 amino acids)
Cellular component (GO): cell-cell junction; plasma membrane
Molecular function (GO): protein binding
Source: RefSeq, a predicted model, not a curated record